Sugiyamaella lignohabitans is the source of this 2400-nucleotide messenger RNA. RefSeq names its product Avt3p (gene AVT3). Bases 1 to 2400 code for a protein of 799 amino acids. The transcript has a single exon. Gene Ontology annotation, molecular function: amino acid transmembrane transporter activity. Lineage: Eukaryota; Fungi; Ascomycota; Dipodascomycetes; Dipodascales; Trichomonascaceae. Gene Ontology annotation, biological process: amino acid transmembrane transport. The record is from RefSeq and is a predicted model, not a curated record.
AUGUCAUCUCCUAAACCCAUUUCUUCGUCUCCUAAGUCUGCUAAUGACAGCACAAAUAGCCGUAGGGGGUCGAUGGCAGGCUCACCUUUCCGUCAAGCAUCUUUGAGGUUGGGAUCCCCGGUUACAGUAGGCUCGUUUUCUCAACGGAGUCUUGGCCCUGGAACAGGUGCUAGUCCUGCUGCUGUAUCAGAUUUUGAUGAUAAUGUGUUUUCUACAGAUCGAAGGUCGUUCAGUUUACAGCGGAAAAGCUUUGGAAAUGCCAUUAACGGAGGUGUUUCAAGUGGGUUGGCCACAAGUUUAAGUACUAGCAAUGCUAUUGGUAAUUCCAAUGGUAAUGGAACUGGUAAUGGUAGCGGUAACGGAACAUUAUCAAGGGCCAUGUCUUCAUCCAGUGCAUCUCCUAGUAAUUUACUAGGUAGCAAUAUCCCUGGGUCAUCAGCGGUAUCUAUUUCGGACCAAGGCUCGUCUAUUAUUGAUAUCGAUAACCCCGAUCCUGAGAUUGUCAAGGUAGUUGGGCGUCAUUUAGUUCGUGAGGCCCGAGGAAGUGACUUUGGUUCUGAUUAUGACGGUAGUGUUGGUCUAGGUAGCAAUGAUGGAUUGACUGCUGGUACUAGUAAUGGUGCUGGUGGUAACGGAACCGCAGGAAUUGGUAAUCGAGCUACUGAUGUUGUAGACGAUGAUGACAAGUUCAUGUCUCUUCGUUUACAAGGUGGAGAUAUAACUCGUCAACUGUAUAAUUGGCAACGAGAGCAUGAAGAGGGAGAUGCCGCUACGAAACGAGGCCGAUCCCGCUCAUUUGACCUUCCUCGACCGGCUAUUGUUGGUCCUGAUGGCCAUCCUAUUGAUACCAAGAAUAUCAAGGCACCCGGUGGAUUCCGCCGUAACUUUAUCUCCCAUAACCACCAAACACGAAAUCGUCAUGAUCCCGAGUCUCAGAAUACUCGUCGUCCAGCAUUUUUAACAAGGAAUUUCAUUGAAUUUUUGAGCAUUUACGGACACUUUGCUGGUGAAGAGUUAGAAGACGAUGAAGAUGAAGACGAUGAAGAAGACGGCGCUGGGAGUCCAUUUGGUUAUGGUGGCAUUGGUGGUGCUUCUGUUGGUGGUAGUGGUGGUGCUGGUUCUGGUGGAAAUGGCAACGGAGAUGAGGAACAGGACCAAGAUGAAACCAGUGCUCUUAUUUCAAGACCACGGUUAUCAAGAAAGAAAUCAGCUCAUCAUGGACCCGGUAAUGCGACCCAGACAAAGGCUGUAAUGCUGUUGCUAAAGAGUUUCGUCGGAACUGGUGUGUUGUUUUUGCCCAAAGCUUACUCCAAUGGUGGUCUGUUAUUUUGCUCAGUAUUGCUAGUAUUUGUAUCUCUCAUUUCAUAUUGGUGUUUCUUGCUGCUUAUUGAGUCGAAAAACCGAGUUGGAGGUGGCAGUUUUGGUGAUAUUGGAGGCGUGUUAUACGGUCCUCGAAUGAGACAGUUGAUCUUGUUCUCCAUUGUCAUUUCUCAGAUCGGUUUCGCUGCUGCUUAUAUCGUGUUUGUAUCGGAGAAUCUACAAGCAUUUGUAAUGGCCGUUACCAAUAAUCAAACUUUUAUAAGAGUUGAAGUAUUUAUUUUCUUGCAACUCAUUGUAUUUUUACCACUGUCAAUGAUUCGAGAUAUCGCCAAGUUGUCAGGUACUGCUUUGGUAGCAGAUUUCUUCAUUUUACUUGGACUUGUGUAUCUUUACUACUACGGCGCCCAUACCAUUGCUGAACAAGGAGUUGCUGAUGUAGUCAUGUUCAACAGUGAAUCAUGGACGCUAUUUAUUGGAACAGCCAUUUUCACCUAUGAAGGAAUCGGACUUAUCAUCCCCAUUCAAGAAUCGAUGAAGCAUCCUCAGAAGUUCACUCCUGUUCUUGCUGGUGUUAUGGUUGGCAUCACUUUAGUAUUUGUGUCCAUGGGAGCUUUGCAAUAUGCCGCAUAUGGAACCAAGGUGAAGACUGUCAUUAUUCUCAACCUGCCUCAAGACUCGCACUUUGUCAAUGGCGUACAGUUCCUGUAUUCAGCAGCUAUUCUGCUAUCAACACCUUUGCAACUGUUCCCUGCCAUUCGUAUCAUGGAGAACUGGCUAUUUGUUCGCAGUGGUAAAUACAACACUAAAAUCAAGUGGCAGAAGAACGUAUUCCGGUUUUUCCUCACAUUUUUGACCGCCCUUGUCGCAUGGGGUGGUGCCGAUGAUCUCGACAAGUUUGUCGCUCUCAUCGGAAGCUUUGCAUGUAUCCCGCUAGUCUACAUCUAUCCGCCUCUGCUCCAUCUGAAGGCAGUCAAACAGUCUUGGUACAUGGUAUUGGCAGACGUCGUGCUUGCCGUUGCCGGUCUUGGUGCCAUGAUUUACACCACAGCUGGUACCGUCAGCAGCUGGAUCAAGUCCUAG